Molecule: messenger RNA, 2352 nt
Organism: Micromonas commoda
Lineage: Eukaryota; Viridiplantae; Chlorophyta; Mamiellophyceae; Mamiellales; Mamiellaceae
Exons: 2
Coding region: 1-2352 (783 amino acids)
Source: RefSeq, a predicted model, not a curated record
AUGAGGCGGCGAUUCACGCUCCUCGCGCUCCUCCUCGCGAUCCUCGUCAUCGUCUCAUCGCGCGCGUCCGCGGACGAGACCCACGCGCCAGGAUUGGACGACGCGGACGAUGCGUCGAGCUCACGGGGUGAAAUGGGCGACGGCGCCGUGGCCAUGCAGGCGGAGCUCGACGCCAUGGAGCGCGUCCUCGUCGCCACGCGCGAGAAGCUCCGCGCGCUCGAGGAAUCGAUCGACGCGCAGACCGUGCGACUCCAGGCCAUGCGCGCGCUCUCCGCCAGACCGGGAGUCUCUUGCGACGAGUCCACCGACGCCGCGGAGAGGCUCGCGAGCGCGCUCACGCUGAGCGCGCGGGCGGCGAGGGCCGGCGCACGCGCGGGGGAUUCGCAUCACCGAUCGUCGGACCCGAUGGACGACCUCACGGAUCCCGACGAUUCAACGUCAGCCGGCGCCGACGACUUCGGCGGCCUCGUCAUGUCAUCCGCGGCGCACCUGUACGCCAACGGCGGCCGAGCCGUGGCCAAACGACGCGACCGAUGGCACGAUCACCUCCGCCUCAUCGCCGCGGUCAAGAUCGACGCACCAAUCACCGCGCUCGCCGUCAUGCCGCAGCGGGGCGAGCACGAGUUGUCUCGGUACUUUGCCGUCGGCGACGACGCCGGUUCGGUGCACGUGUUCCGCCCCGACGGGGACCUCGCGUUGGUGCUGACGCCUCCCGCCGCGGUCGUCGGCGUGCCAGUCACGUACAUACACUGCGCGCUGGUGCGUCGCAACGAGACGCUGAUCGUCGCCGGCCACGCGGAUGGCGCAAUCGCGGCGCGCAUCGUCGCCGAGAGCGGUUUCGACCAGAGCGGGCGCUUGGGCGAUGACGCGUCGAACGUCGUGGGCGAUCACCCGCAGACGCUCUCCCUGGCGGGUGACGGGUUCAGCUUCGCGAUGCGGGACGCGACGCCGGCGGCGGCGAGCGCCAGGCCCGCCCGCGCGCGGUCUGCGCGCGGCGGGCCGAACGGGAGAGGAGGCGGGAACGCGGCGGAGCGAGAGCGAAUGGGGUGGCGAGCGCAAGACGCCGACGAGGUGGAGGGUGCCGACGGGGGUGCCGACGGGGGUGCCGACGGGGGUGCCGGCGACGGGGAUGUCGCGCGGUGCGACGGCGACGGGGAUGGCGCGCGGUGCUCGGUCCACGCGUCCUCCGGGGGCGGCGACGAGUCGACCGGGUGGCGCCGAAUCCAAAACCCGAGACGCGUCGUCGCGGCGGAGAUGUUCCGGAUCCGCGACGUCCGGUACGUCGCCGUCGCUGACGCGUCGGGCAAGGUGGCGGUGUUUCGCGUUCCCACCGGCGGUUAUAACGGUUCCGGGGCCCGGGGCACGCACCCUAACCAGUGGAGGCUCCACCUCCACUCCGUGCACCGCUCCGUCGACGGCGUCGUUUCGUUUCGUCAAUCCCCGCACUACGUGGCGUGGGUGGGUUCGAGGGGCGCUGGAGCCGCCGACGUCGCCGCCACCCUCGAGGUGCUCCACAAGCCGUGUCACAACCUCAACGGCACGCACGUUCAGCGCCUGAAGUUCGACGUCGCCGCGAGCGGGCGGUUCGUCGGCGUCGGCGUCGGCGGCGAGCUCCUCACCGGCUUUGUCAACGUCGACGCUAACCGAGCGAUGUGCGUCGUUCGAAGCGUCACCCGUCCUCGCGGGCUCUCGUCGCUGACGCCGGAUGUUUCGUUGGCCGCCAUCAAGGGGUACGCGUUCGCCGCGAACCCCUACGAAGUUUCCGUGCUCAACACCACGGUCGUGGGCAAGAAGCCGCCGAGGGAGGUGACGACGGCGCCGCUGCCGCACCUUGCGGCGGCGUUCGGGCGGCAAUUGGCGACGAACGAGUUGUCGAACGGGCCGGGUUUGGUGGCGAGCAACCGCGGGCGGCUCGUGGUGGUGGCGUUCCCGGACGGGCUGCUGGCGAGUUACGAGAGCGACCUGCCGACGUGGAGACCACCGCCCAUGAACACCAAGCUGUGGUCGCAGCCCGCGUUUGUUGCGGCGAUGGGGCUCAUCGGGCUGUGGCAGUUUUACCGGUCGCGGGGGCACGCCGCGAUGGGAUCGUCGUGGGGCGGGCCGUCGGUGGGCAAGGGCGGCGACGGCGGCGGCUUGGAUCCCAAGCUGCUCGAGCAGCUCAUGGGUGGUAAGGACGGCGUCGGGGGCGUGAGUAAGGGCAUCGGCGUCGGGGGCGGCGGCGGAGGAGGAGGCGGGGGAAGAAAGGUCGCGUCGGGCGACUUUGGCGAGGGCGCCAUGCGACGGCCGGGGUACGCGAACUUCGACCCGGCGGCGUUUCGAGCGGAGAUGAAAAAGUCCGGCAAGUGGUCCUGA